GCGGGCGAUAGGUUUGGUAGUUUUAAAUGCCAACUUUCGAGGGAUGAUGUCACGUUUCUCAAUAUAAGCAUUUCCGCGGUCGAUUGGGUAGGCGGCCCGUAAAUUUCAGAGCACUGCGAGGAGGAGGACGACGAAGAUGGGUCUGAAGGAGGAUUUUGAAGAAUAUGCUGAGAAAGCUAAAGGGCUACCUGAAACUACUACCAAUGAGAAUAAGUUGAUUUUGUAUGGGCUGUACAAGCAGGCAACUGUUGGACCUGUGAAUACUAGCCGUCCUGGUAUUUUCAACCAGAGAGAUAGAGCCAAGUGGGAUGCCUGGAAGUCUGUUGAAGGUAAAUCUGCUGAGGAAGCCAUGGGUGACUACAUCACAAAAGUAAAGCAGCUGCAAGAGGCGGCUGCUUCAUCUUGAACGAGUUUCAGCUUGCUUCAUCAUUUCUGUUUUCUGCCAGUUGGUACCUGCUUUUGUUUCCAAUUCUGAACUUUGCUUCAUAAAUGUAAACUGAGUGCCCAAAAUUUGUGUUGUUGUUUGGGAUGUUUUAUGCUCAGCUGCUGGAUCAGCUACUAUCAGUAUUUAUCUGUUAUGCUUUGCAUAUGUACUUUGUUGAACAGCAUCUGAAUGUCAGUUAAUUACUUU
This is a messenger RNA of Phalaenopsis equestris, 631 nucleotides long. RefSeq names its product acyl-CoA-binding protein. Gene Ontology annotation, molecular function: fatty-acyl-CoA binding. Gene Ontology annotation, biological process: fatty acid metabolic process. Bases 137 to 406 code for a protein of 89 amino acids. The record is from RefSeq and is a predicted model, not a curated record. NCBI's taxonomy places the organism in Eukaryota, Viridiplantae, Streptophyta, Magnoliopsida, Asparagales, Orchidaceae. The transcript is spliced from 4 exons.